Messenger RNA from Dipodomys ordii (Ord's kangaroo rat), 3057 nucleotides. RefSeq names its product transient receptor potential cation channel, subfamily C, member 4 associated protein (gene Trpc4ap). Gene Ontology annotation, biological process: ubiquitin-dependent protein catabolic process. Gene Ontology annotation, molecular function: phosphatase binding. The record is from RefSeq and is a predicted model, not a curated record. Lineage: Eukaryota; Metazoa; Chordata; Mammalia; Rodentia; Heteromyidae. The transcript is spliced from 19 exons. Gene Ontology annotation, cellular component: Cul4A-RING E3 ubiquitin ligase complex. The coding region runs from base 64 to 2277 and encodes 737 amino acids.
CCGCCCCGUAGAAAUCGACGCGGCCCUAGGGCCGCUCGCUUCCUGUUUGUCCGACGAGGCGACAUGGCGGCGGCGCCGGCGGUGGCUGGGGCUGGGGCCAGCCGGGGGAGACGGUCGGCAGCAACAGUGGCGGCGUGGGGUGGAUGGGGAGGCCGGCCGCGACCCGGGAACAUUCUGCUGCAGCUGCGGCAGGGCCAGCUGACCGGCCGGGGCCUGGUCCGGGCGGUGCAGUUCACUGAGACUUUUUUGACUGAGAGGGAUAAACAGUCCAAAUGGAGUGGAAUUCCUCAGUUGCUCCUUAAGCUGUAUGCCACCAGCCACCUCCACAGUGACUUCGUCGAGUGCCAAAACAUCCUCAAGGAAAUUUCUCCUCUUCUCUCCAUGGAGGCUAUGGCAUUUGUCACUGAAGAUAGGAAACUUACUCAAGAAACCACUUAUCCAAAUACAUAUAUUUUUGACUUAUUUGGAGGUGUUGAUCUUCUUGUAGAAAUUCUUAUGAGGCCCACAAUUUCUAUCCGGGGACAGAAAUUAAAAAUAAGUGAUGAAAUGUCCAAGGACUGUUUGAGCAUCCUGUAUAAUACCUGUGUCUGUACUGAAGGAGUUACAAAGCGUUUGGCAGAAAAGAAUGAUUUUGUGAUCUUCCUGUUUACAUUGAUGACAAGUAAGAAGACAUUUUUACAAACAGCAACCCUCAUUGAAGAUAUUUUGGGUGUUAAAAAGUACUGUCUAGCUUCCAUAAAGACAUUGCCACCUUGCAACAAAUCUAAAGUGUCGGCCCUUCUCAGCAUUCCUGGCUUUGUGGAGCGGCUUUGCAAACUGGCGACCCGAAAAGUAUCAGAGUCAACAGGCACAGCCAGCUUCCUUCAGGAGUUGGAGGAGUGGUACACAUGGCUAGACAAUGCUUUGGUGCUAGAUGCUCUGAUGCGAGUAGCCAGUGAGGAGUCAGAGCACAAUCAAGGAGCUGCUGAGGAGAAUGGGCUGCCUCACACUUCAGCCAGGACCCAGCUGCCCCAGUCGAUGAAGAUCAUGCACGAGAUCAUGUACAAACUGGAAGUGCUCUAUGUCCUCUGUGUGCUGCUGAUGGGGCGUCAGCGAAACCAGGUCCACAGGAUGAUUGCUGAGUUCAAGCUGAUCCCUGGACUCAAUAAUUUGUUUGACAAGCUGAUUUGGAGGAAACACUCAGCAUCAGCCCUUGUUCUUCAUGGUCACAACCAGAACUGUGACUGUAGCCCAGACAUCACCUUGAAGAUCCAGUUUUUGAGGCUUCUCCAGAGUUUCAGUGACCAUCACGAAAACAAGUACCUGCUCCUCAACAACCAGGAGCUGAAUGAACUCAGUGCCAUCUCGCUCAAGGCCAACAUCCCUGAGGUGGAAGCCGUCCUCAAUACUGACAGGAGUUUGGUGUGUGAUGGGAAAAGGGGCUUAUUAACUCGGCUGCUGCAGGUCAUGAAGAAGGAGCCAGCAGAGUCAUCUUUCAGGUUUUGGCAAGCCCGGGCUGUGGAGAGUUUCCUCCGAGGGACCACCUCCUAUGCAGACCAGAUGUUCCUGCUGAAGCGAGGCCUUCUAGAGCACAUCCUAUACUGCAUCGUGGACAGCGAGUGCAAAUCAAGGGAUGUGCUCCAAAGCUACUUCGACCUCCUGGGGGAGCUGAUGAAGUUCAAUGUUGAUGCGUUCAAAAGGUUCAAUAAAUACAUCAAUACUGAUGCCAAGUUCCAGGUGUUCCUGAAGCAGAUUAACAGUUCGCUGGUGGACUCCAACAUGCUGGUACGCUGUGUCACCCUGUCAUUGGACCGAUUUGAAAACCAGGUGGACAUGAAAGUGGCGGAAGUUCUAUCCGAGUGCCGCCUGCUCGCCUACAUAUCCCAGGUGCCCACGCAGAUGUCCUUCCUCUUCCGUCUCAUCAACAUUAUCCAUGUGCAGACACUGACUCAGGAGAAUGUCAGCUGCCUCAACACCAGCCUGGUGAUCCUCAUGCUGGCCCGAAGGAAAGAGCGGCUGCCCUUGUACCUGAGGCUCCUGCAGCGGAUGGAGCAUAGCAAGAAGUAUCCCGGCUUCCUGCUCAACAACUUCCACAACCUGCUGCGCUUCUGGCAGCAGCAUUACCUCCACAAGGAUAAGGACAGCACCUGCCUGGAGAACAGCUCCUGCAUCAGCUUCUCAUACUGGAAGGAGACAGUAUCCAUCCUGUUGAACCCAGACCGCCAGUCGCCUUCUGCCCUGGUCAGCUACAUUGAGGAGCCCUACAUGGACAUAGACAGAGACUUCACUGAGGAGUGACCUUGGGCCAGGCCUCGGGAGGCUGCUGGGCCAGGGCCAGCAUGGGUGAGCGUGGGUACCUGUACCACACGCCCUGCCUAUUUCCAUCCCUCCCCGGCCUCCCUGAUGAUAAUCUGCCUGCCCAGGUCUUCAGGUACAGGCUUAGUGGGAGGAGCAUCCUGGAGCUCUCGACCCCUGAGUCUGAGGGCCCAGGUCACUGGGAAGCCUCAGUUCCCUGACGAUUCCCCUAAUGAGGACAGGGGCACCAUGCCCACCCUUCCCUCAAAAUUGUGAGGCCCCGGCCUGCUCAGAGGAAGAGGACUUAGGAAAAUAGCUCUGAGUUCCUGCCCUGUCUCCUGAUUAUCGGUCCCAGGUUGGGAAGGGAGAUGUACCUCCUUCCUUCCGGCCAUGAGCUGAGUUUCCCUGGCCUCUGAGCACCCAUAGAGGCUCCUGAGCCCCAGGCAAGGGUUGGGGUACCGGAGAAUGCUGCCUUCCCCUAGGCCUGCCCAUCUUUUCUCCCUCCCUCCCUGCCUCAUCUUCCUUUAGCUCCUCUGGUUCUGUUUGCUCAUUGGCCACUGUGUUCAUCCCAGGAGGUUCCUUCAGAAGUAUGGGAGGGAGCUUUAGCUCUCCAUCCCUUGAGGCACAGAGUGCCUGAGCUGCCCUGCCCAGGGCAGCGUCUCCUGCCUGAGCCUAGACACAGGAGCCUAGCUGGGAGCUCACCUGUGGCCCCUCCUGUGUUGCCAAUUUAUUAACAGCAAAUAAACCAAUUAAAUGGAGACUAUUAAAGAACUUUAUUUUAAA